Messenger RNA from Dermacentor andersoni, 831 nucleotides. The record is from RefSeq and is a predicted model, not a curated record. NCBI's taxonomy places the organism in Eukaryota, Metazoa, Arthropoda, Arachnida, Ixodida, Ixodidae.
AUGCCGAGCGAGAAGAAACGGAAGCCCACCGCGAGGGCGGCGUCCCCGCCGAAGACCAGGAGGGCCACGCAGCGGCCAGCUGCUGCCGACGAUGACUUCGCCAUAGCUGCGCAAGAGGCGCCCACGGCAAAGCGCGCGCGUGGAGACGCCUCCAACGACGCCUCUGGAUCCACAAGGAGGGCGAGGUUGGCGAAGCCGAUUAUUUCCGAGAAGACCACCACCACCGCGACUUCGCGGAGGACCAGAAAGUCCGCAAGUGCACAGCCCCGCAAGAGCAACCCGAGUGUCACGUCAACGAGUAAGGGAAUGGCGAGCCAGGCUCCAAAGGAAACCCGCAAGAAAAAACCGACUAACGCGUCCUCAAGCCCCGCCGCAUCCGGCACCUCGAGGACCGUCAAGCGUGGGUACCGUUCGGUGAUCCGUUCCUCUGGUAGCUACGUUGAACAGGGACAGGGAGGCCGCGGUGGAGCUCGGCACGCAUCCCGCACCAGCCUUGGCGCUGUGAAUGGCAAGGUGAGCAGUCUCGAACGGUCCAGCAGCGCCUCGGAGAGCAGCCGCGGUAGAAAGACACACCGAAGCAGUAACUGCCUGCGACAGACCAAGAGAAGUUCGUAUGAGGUGACCGCAGACACCACGCGUAGCGGCAUGAAGCGACGCCGCCAGUCUAAGGGCCUUUCGUCCGCGAGCACACACGGAAAGCAGCACCGUUCCCAACGCCCGUCGUCCAGCAGCAGCAGAGGAAGGCCCGACAAGGCGAGAAAGGCCGUAAGCAGCUUGUCGGCGACUUCUGGACGUGGCGAACGGACGAAGGCUGGUCGGGCAACCAAGUAA